CUUACGAAGGGGCAUUCCAACAGCUACAAUAAGGCCGUCAAGACAGAAACACCAUCUUGGGUCCAACUAUAUAAAAGAAGAAUAAACCAUCCCGCAACUACCGCAUUUUCUUUCCGGUCAACCAUCUCCAAAUCCAACAUCCCAAACUACCUCUACCAAAAUGUGCAUGAGCGCGACUUGCCCUACCUGCUCCAAGCAAGCGUGGCGUGGCUGCGGCUCCCACGUCCCCUCCGUCUUCGCGGGCGUCCCCGAAGACAAGUGGUGCACCUGCGAGCCCAAGGUCGAAGUCAACGGCGUUCAGUAUCCUCCUCAGGCGAAGUCUACGGGUUUUUUCAGCGGACUGAUGGGUGGUAAAUAAGCGGGAUGAUACCAUGGCGUUCAUGAACGACGGGGUCGAGAAAACUUGGGAUGAUGAUGGGAUGCUUUAAAUCGACAAUCAAACAUAACAAGACCACUGAUGUUCGGAACUAUUUGCCCGGCAUCGGCCUCGUCAUGAGGGGUCCGAGGGGGCCUUUGCACUUGCUGCCUUUCAUUGAUUGGUACAUUUUACUCAAGUUCUCGGCUUGCACUGGCCUGGCUUUCUCUAUCAAUGACUUUUGCUGACUCACCUAUCUUCUUAUUUUUCCUUGCUCCUCUUGCCUUAUCAUACUUGGCCGACAAAGCCUCAUCACCCAUCAGUGAUCAUCCAGGUUGACAAUCUCUUUCCACUCAACCAAACAAUGACGCCCUAAACCUCACCUUCUUCCCAUUCCCAUCCAUACCACAUCCUACCUCCCGGGUAUCUCCCGAUCCCCCUUAUCCUCAUCCCCUUUCUCCCCAUUUACACCACAACCACCCCCCUCCCUUCCCAUAACC
Messenger RNA from Neurospora hispaniola, 855 nucleotides. RefSeq lists its product as uncharacterized. The record is from RefSeq and is a predicted model, not a curated record. Bases 161 to 358 code for a protein of 65 amino acids. NCBI's taxonomy places the organism in Eukaryota, Fungi, Ascomycota, Sordariomycetes, Sordariales, Sordariaceae. The transcript has 2 exons.